GCUAACCGCGGGCUUCAAUGUACAUACAGAGGAUCUGCCUGAAGUAAAGUUACUAACCCAUUUCAAUCUAUUGCAUAUGAUAAAAAUGUCAAUUUGUUGUAUUUGAGAAACUGCAAUCAACAUGAACCUUGACAGGCUUCGUAAAAGAGUGAGACACUACAUUGAUCAGCAACAAUAUCAAAGUGCACUGUUCUGGGCUGACAAAGUAUCAUCUUUGUCACAUGAGGAUCCUCAAGAUAUAUAUUGGUUAGCGCAGUGCCUUUAUUUGACAGCACAGUAUCACAGAGCUUCUCAUGCUCUCAGAUCUCGCAAGCUUGACAAGUUGUAUGGAGCCUGUCAGUAUCUAGCUGCAAGAUGUCAUUAUGCUGCCAAAGAAUAUCAACAAGCAUUGGACAUACUGGAUAUGGAGGAAGCAGCCAGUAAGAAGUUAUUGGACAAGAAUGUAAAGGAGGAAAAUGGCUCUAGGGAACCCAUAAAGGAAUGGGAAAUGUCUCCCACCUCAAUCAAUAGUUCCAUCUGUCUCCUGCGGGGAAAGAUCUAUGAUGCCAUGGACAACAGACCCCUGGCCACAUCUAGCUACAAAGAGGCCUUGAAACUGGACGUCUACUGCUUUGAAGCCUUUGACCUUUUGACGUCCCAUCACAUGUUAACUGCUCAAGAGGAAAAAGAUUUCUUGGAUUCCCUGCCCUUAAGACAACAAUGUACAGAAGAGGAAGUGGAAUUGCUUCGUUUCCUUUUUGAGAAUAAGUUAAAAAAGUAUAACAAACCUAGCGAGAUGGUCAUCCCAGAAAUGGUCAACGGUCUCCAGGACAAUUUGGAUGUUGUUGUCUCUCUUGCAGAGCGUCAUUAUUACAACUGUGACUUCAAAAUGUGCUACUCUCUUACGUCUAUGGUUAUGGUGAAAGACCCAUUUCAUGCCAACUGUUUACCAGUGCACAUAGGAACCCUUGUUGAGCUGAGCAAAGCAAAUGAGUUGUUUUACCUGUCUCAUAAACUGGUGGAUUUGUAUCCAAGCAAUCCAGUUUCGUGGUUUGCUGUUGGAUGUUACUACCUCAUGGUUGGGCAUAAAAAUGAACACGCAAGACGGUAUCUCAGUAAAGCCACCACACUGGAGCGCACAUACGGACCAGCAUGGAUAGCAUAUGGCCACUCAUUUGCUGUGGAGAGUGAGCACGAUCAGGCAAUGGCUGCAUACUUCACUGCUGCCCAGCUCAUGAAAGGGUGUCACCUGCCCAUGCUGUACAUUGGUCUGGAGUAUGGACUCACCAACAACCCCAAGCUGGCAGAACGGUUCUUCAGCCAAGCCCUUAGCAUCGCCCCUGAGGACCCCUUUGUCAUACAUGAGGUAGCUGUGGUCGCCUUCCAAAAUGGAGAUUAUAAAACAGCUGAGAAGUUGUUUCUAGAUGCCAUGGAUAAGAUCAAAUCAAUAGGAAAUGAGGUGACAGUGGACAAAUGGGAGCCGCUCUUAAACAAUUUGGGUCACGUGUGCCGAAAAUUGAAGAAAUACGAACAGGCUCUCGAAUACCACAGGCAAGCAUUGGUCCUCAUCCCACAGAAUGCCUCUACUUACUCAGCCAUCGGUUACGUGCACAGCCUCAUUGGAGACUUUGAAAGUGCCAUUGACUACUUUCACACUGCACUUGGUCUUAAAAGGGAUGACACUUUUUCUGUAACCAUGCUGGGUCACUGUAUUGAGAUGUAUAUCAGUGAUUCAGAUGCCUACAUUGGAACUGACAUUAAAGACAAAGUGAAAAAGACCCUCAGUACACCUGCACUAAUAAAGAUGCUCAACACUUCUGCCGAUGGCAGUGAGACUAGAGGACAACCUGUUGAGGAGGUAAAUGUUUGCCUGGAAACGCCAACUUUUAAUACCGACAAACAAACCGAUGCCUUCCAGCGAUUCCUCCUUGAGUGCGACAUGCACGAGAACGACAUGAUGCUGGAUACGUCUAUGUCUGAUACUAGCACGUGAUUAGCACCUGUAAAUGGGUCAAAGAGGAACUUUUGAGCACGAGAUGAUGAUGGAAUGUGACCUUUGAAGAGGACUCGACACACCCCUCCCUCUGCCUUCCCUACUGUGUCCUCUGUGUUGGACCCCUGUGGAUUUUUUACUAUGAUUAAAUGUUAAGAAGUGAAUGCAAAAGGGUUUGAAAAGAAUGAUUCAAUCAAUAAACCCUGCAUCCAUAUUUUUACACAGAAUUGUGUUUUCUCCUUGGUGCCCUUUUAAAGCAUCUAUGUGCAUGGAAAGUUGUUUUUAGGUUGCUAAUCAGAAUGAAGCAUCUGCUGCCACUUGCAUCAUUUAGCUUAUUAAACUUGAAAGUUAGUUAACCAAAGGAAAUGACUUACAACUACCCUAGUCAUUUGAUCAGUCAUCUCCGCUAUUACUAGGAUCAAAACUAAAUGCUUGGAGCUACAUUUGAUGGGACAAGAAAAUUUGUGCAUACGUCAUACACAGACGCAUCAGUCCAUAUUUGUCUUUCUCAUGAUGUUAAAGUUGUUUUUUUUUUACAUUCAGGAUUUUUUUGAUGAAACUUUUGUAAACAUUAGGAUGUUUAAUGACAUCAAACAAGCUGAAUGUACAUUAAUGAUCUGUUAAAUAUAUAACAUUGUUACAUUAGAACAAUGCUAAUUGUGUUAAUGCAAGUUAUGCUUCAUUUUCAAUUUCCAUUUCUGUGUGGGUGCA
Molecule: messenger RNA, 2683 nt
Organism: Xyrauchen texanus (razorback sucker)
Lineage: Eukaryota; Metazoa; Chordata; Actinopteri; Cypriniformes; Catostomidae
Product: cell division cycle protein 16 homolog
Exons: 18
Coding region: 122-1972 (616 amino acids)
Biological process (GO): cell division
Molecular function (GO): protein binding
Source: RefSeq, a predicted model, not a curated record